AUGAGUUUAAUUUCAUUUAAUAAUAAGGUUACCGAUCUAGAAAAAUCAGUGAAACGAAGCAAAGUUCGGUCAAUUCGAAAAUUAACGAGACAGAUUGAAAAUGAGCGUAAAAAAAAUCCCGAUGAUGAACGUACAAUACGAAAAGUGAAACGAAUUAUUGAAGAAAUUCAUCAAAUACGAAAAUUGCCUAACAAAGAUGUCGUCUUAUUUGCAAUGGAAAAUGAAGGAACCAUAGCUGAGGUUCUACAAAAAUGCAAACCAACUAAUGAUGAUAUCAAACAGCAUGCAUUAAUACGAUUAGCAACAGAAAAAUCACUUCAAGCCGAUAUCAUGUCGUUAAAGACAGACAACGAUUAUGCAAAAUCAUGGCAGCAAUUACUUAUUAUGUAUCGUUCUCGUUACGAAAAACGUUUAGCGUGGAAAGAAAAAUCCGAAGAUUUUAAAAAAAUUGAACAAGCUCUUGUUGAUCAACAAAAAGAAUUAGACGAAAUCGAACAAAAGUUACCUAAGCCAUUGAAAAUUAAAAAGAAAAAAGAAAAAAAGAAACCUUCAGUAAAACGUUCGAAACAAGCUGUUGUUUGUGUACUUGACCUUGAAAAUAAAACUGCUGAACCAUUUGGAAACAAUACAAUGGAAGAUGAAGAUGAAAAUGAAAACGAUGAUCAAGAAAAACCAAUGGAAGAACCAGAAAAAGUAGAAACAGAAUUGAACACUAUUUCAUCGUCAGCAACCACAACAAUUAAUGAUCCAUUCUUUCUCAAUAGUCAACAUCAAAUAACAUAUCAAAAACGAACAAGUCGAAAUCAAAAUGAUGGUGAUCUUGAUGAUAAAGCUUUCAUUGAACAUUCGUAUUUUGUUGAUGCACUUUCAUCGUCAUCAAAUAGACGUGACGGUGGUGGAGAUAUCGCAAAAAGAAAAUGGGCCCAUUUAUCACUACCGAAUAGACCUCGUUCAUCUAAUAAAACUCCAACAAAGGAAAAAUCCGAUGGUGUAGCAAACAAUCAAAAAUCAGAAGCACAAGAUUCGAAUAGCACUUCUAUUCAUCCAUCAUGGGAAGCAAGUCGACAAGCAAAAUCCCAAUAUGCUAUAAAAAGAUCAGAAGCAAAAAAGAUUGUUUUUAAUAAUAGUGAUGAUGAAAAUUCUUAA
Messenger RNA from Rotaria socialis, 1146 nucleotides. The record is from the annotation of a GenBank genome assembly. Lineage: Eukaryota; Metazoa; Rotifera; Eurotatoria; Philodinida; Philodinidae.